AAUCACAACAACAUUUAUGACGUCACCCGUCGGUGCGCCUGCGCAGACGGAUAGCUGGUAGCUCGUCUAUUAUGCUGCUAAAAUAGAAGCUGCAGCGAAAAGCGGAGCCCCGCGGGACACCCUGGAGAGAUUCCCAAGUCGUGCGAUGGGACUGUGUGUCGUGGAUGCAAAGAAGAACCAACACCAACCAAAGAGGCUUUGAAGUCACACAUCCACACGCUUGUGUGCAUCUCCAUAUCACGCCCUCGCACCAGAGAGGGAUUUUUUUUCACCUUAAGGCCAGUACAGCAACCCACCGUGCAUCGCGUCUUUGUCACCGUCCACGAUGUCGGACCUCCCCGAGGCUGCUCCACCCAGCCCCCCUGCCCUGACCAAUCCGCCCCCCCCUGAGGUCACCAAUCCAACAAAGCCUGGCAGGAAAACAAACCAGCUUCAAUACAUGCAGAACGUGGUGGUGAAGACACUGUGGAAGCAUCAGUUCGCCUGGCCCUUCUAUCAGCCAGUGGACGCCAUCAAGCUGUGUCUUGCGGACUACCACAAAGUGAUAAAGAACCCGAUGGACAUGGGAACCAUCAAGAAGCGUCUGGAGAACAACUACUACUGGAGUGCCAGUGAAGCCAUGCAGGACUUCAACACCAUGUUCACCAACUGUUACAUCUACAACAAGCCCACAGAUGACAUCGUCCUCAUGGCUCAGGCCCUUGAGAAGAUCUUCCUGCAGAAAGUGGCCCAGAUGCCACAGGAAGAAGUAGCUCUGCUUCCACCUGUGCCCAAAGGCAAGAACAAGAGCAAACAGCCUGCGGCUGCCACCACAGUGAGUCAGCAGGCAGAAUCCUCUGCCUCCCCCCCAGCCUCCUACUCCUCACCCUCACAGACGCCCGUACUUUCAACAGCUCCCACACCUGUGCAGGUCACACCUCCAAUCGCUGCACCACAACCUCCCGCGACCAUGAUGCCCUCUGCACAGCCCGUUGUCAAGAAGAAGGGGGUGAAGAGGAAAGCUGACACGACCACGCCCACUACUUCUGCCAUCUCAGCAGGUCGGGCUGACUCGCCACUAGCACAGGAUAGCAAACCUGCCAAACUGGGCUCUUCUCGUCGUGAAGCUGCAGCUCGACCCGCCAAGGCCCGACGGGAGACUGGAGAGGAACCCGCCGUGAGCGAGGCAGCAGGAGGGCCUCUUGGUGGUUCUGGCAGGAAGAGUGGGAAGCUGGGUGAACAGAUGAAGCACUGCGAUGCCAUCUUGAAGGAGAUGUUGUCGAAGAAGCACGCCGCGUACGCCUGGCCCUUUUACAAGCCCGUUGAUGCUGCAGCACUGGAACUGCACGACUACCAUGACAUCAUCAAACACCCAAUGGACCUGAGUACAGUCCGGAAAAAGAUGGACAAGGGCGAGUACGGGGAUCCUCAGAGCUUCGCCACCGACGUCCGGUUAAUGUUCUCCAACUGCUACAAGUACAACCCUCCCGACCACGAGGUGGUGGCCAUGGCCCGCAAGCUUCAGGACGUCUUCGAGAUGCGCUUUGCCAAAAUCCCGGACGAAGGUUUGGAGGCCUCUGUACCAUCCACAACACCGGUGGUCAGUAAAAGCACCGCCUCCUCCGACAGCAGCAACAACUCCUCCUCUGAUGAGUCGUCUGACUCAGAGGAGGAGCGAGCCACGCGAUUGGCCGAGCUACAGGAGCAGGUUGGUGCUGCCGACCAAUCACAGUUGAAGGCGGUGCACGAGCAGCUGGCCGUCCUCUCGCAGGCUCCCGUCAAUAAACCCAAGAAGAAGAAGGAGAAGAAGGACAAGGACAAGAAGAAGGAGAAGGGGAACAAGGCCAAGACAGAAGAGGAGAAGAAACGGAAAGCGGCUGCUCAGCAACCAAAGCCAGCCAACCAGAAGAAGGCUCCUGUGAGGAAGGCCAAUAGCACGGUCCCCGCCCCCAGACAAACCAAGAAAGGCAGCAAGACGGCGGGAGGGGCGUCGGCUAACGGAGACGACGGAGAGGAGUCCUCGCUGCCUAUGUCCUACGACGAGAAGAGGCAGCUCAGUCUGGACAUCAACAGGCUACCUGGGGAGAAACUAGGUCGGGUUGUGCACAUCAUCCAGUCCAGAGAGCCAUCCCUCAGAGACUCCAACCCCGAUGAGAUCGAGAUCGACUUUGAAACAUUGAAGCCCUCCACCCUUCGAGAGCUGGAGCGCUACGUCAAGUCCUGUCUGCAGAAGAAGCAGAGAAAGCUGCUGCGUAAGUGCAGACGCGAUCGCUGGGUCCAGUCGGAACAUGUUGUCUCCAAUGUGUUUCGUCUCUUGUUUCCAGAAAAAGCAGCUGGAGGGGCUUCAGGGGGCGGAGCCAGUCGUCUGAGUGGCAGCUCCUCCUCUUCGUCAGACGACAGCUCGUCCACAGGAACAUCUUCGUCCUCUGACACAGACUGAACUCUCGCGUGGGCACACGGACGCACGUAUAUCUCACACACUCUGACUGGAUGUAAAUAAACGUUUUUAGCUUCUAGUUUGUUUCGGGGAUGUGACCUCUGACCCCUGGAUUAGCUGACCUAAUGCCCAGAGCGAGAUGGGAGUAAACCACCGUCACAAGCGUUGGAUUCCUGGCCCUCGACCCCCCCGACCCCACUCUUUUCCUGCCUUGGUUCUGUUGGACUUCGGAGAGGACAUUUUUAAGUUGUUUUUAAGGUUAAAGCGUUUUUAGGUUCUUAUCCUCAGUGGGUGUGUGAUCGCCAGAAGGGGGCAGUGAGGCCUGAUUCAUGGGUGAUGGUCACCAUGACGGCAAGUUCUCCCUGAUGAUGAACCACAGCCAAGUCCAGUGUCGGCUGGUUCCCCGGUCAAAGGUCACUGACUGAUCAGCAUUUUAUUUUAUUUCAUUUUUAACACCGGGUCGGUCCUGGGGAGUCGGUGGCCCGGCCAUUCAGAACUUGUGCUUAUAACACUACGUUUCCAUCACAUGCUCCCCAUCGCAGCUCCACCCCCGAGGCUGAUUGGUUGAUGAAACAGUCUCCUCCCCCUUCAGGUGUCUCUCUGCCAACUGGAUGGGUGUGUGUGUAGUGAGAGGGUUGGUGCUUCCUGUGGUGCCCGAUCAGAGAUGGCCUCAGUGAUGGUCAGCUGUUGUCGCACAGGGAGUGAGUGACCGUUGCCAUGGUAACCCCCUGUCUGUGGACGGCCUGCGAUGGACAGUUGAUUUUUGUAUUUUAAUACGAAAAAGUAAAAAAGUAAUUUUGUGUAUCUGCAUGCACUCCGGCCGUACGUAUGUGUGAGCGCCACCUAGUUGUACCGUAGCUGUCCGACAUUAGACCACGUGAUUAUUGAUGUAAUUACUGAUAUCAAUCCUUAUUUUCUCAGUUACUUUGUUUUUCAUAAAUAAACACGUCAAGUGA
This is a messenger RNA of Synchiropus splendidus (mandarinfish), 3372 nucleotides long. RefSeq names its product bromodomain-containing protein 3-like. The record is from RefSeq and is a predicted model, not a curated record. Gene Ontology annotation, biological process: chromatin remodeling; regulation of DNA-templated transcription. Bases 326 to 2419 code for a protein of 697 amino acids. Gene Ontology annotation, cellular component: chromatin; nucleus. Lineage: Eukaryota; Metazoa; Chordata; Actinopteri; Syngnathiformes; Callionymidae. The transcript has 11 exons.